AUGACUCCAAUCACAUCGCGUAAUCGCUUUUUUAAAUACUUUGUAUUGCAUUAUAGAGACGAUAUAGACUUGGAAAGAAUUGAUGAGAAUUUAACUAAAAAAGGUGGAUUUUUACCUUUCUUACCUUUAAUCUUUGCUGGUUUAGCUGCAGCUGGUGCAACUGCUAGUGGAGCUGCAGGGAUAGCCAAAGCUGUCAGCGAUAAGAAAGCUGAAGCCGCUGCAAACGCCGAAGCACGUAGACACAAUUUGGCAAUGGAAAGAGAAGCACGAGGAGAUUCGGGAGUAGGAGAUAUAUUAGGGACGGUUAAAGAAUUCGGACAAAGAUUUGGCGAAGAAACCAAGAAAACCGUUAAAGAGGGAUUAAGCAAAUUAAUAGAUAAAAUCGACACUGGAGAAAUGAAGUCUAUAAAUCAUGGAAUGGAUAGAGAUACAUUUAAAAAGGUUUGUAAAGCUCAAUGGAGAAACCCAGAUGAUCAUGGAUAUGUAUUUGUAAAUACUAGAAAACCUGCGGGAGAAAGAGUUAUGAUCAAUAUAUGUUAA
Molecule: messenger RNA, 540 nt
Organism: Lottia gigantea (owl limpet)
Lineage: Eukaryota; Metazoa; Mollusca; Gastropoda; Lottiidae
Exons: 3
Coding region: 1-540 (179 amino acids)
Source: RefSeq, a predicted model, not a curated record